Molecule: messenger RNA, 3588 nt
Organism: Kalmanozyma brasiliensis GHG001
Lineage: Eukaryota; Fungi; Basidiomycota; Ustilaginomycetes; Ustilaginales
Product: Peptidase M20
Exons: 1
Coding region: 1-3588 (1195 amino acids)
Biological process (GO): glutathione catabolic process; proteolysis
Molecular function (GO): protein binding; peptidase activity
Source: RefSeq, a predicted model, not a curated record
AUGCACACACAGCAGCGAAAGACCCUGAAGGAGAACGAGAAGACGAGCGUGCCCCUCACCUCAGGCGACCACGGUUCCUGUUCUUCCACCCGACCCGACCCACAAGACCGUCCCGCCCCGUCCACAUCACUUGGGCAGUCUCGGUCAUGGACAAUCAGCAUGUGCUCUCCCAACGUUCACUAUGAACACUUUUUCCACCAGGCCUCGGCAUCGUCUCGUCAGCUCAGCGACAUCAGCCACGGUCUAUCUCAGACUAAGCUUGCCGGACCGUCCUCUCUGCAAACAAGAGCAUCCGGCGGUGCUUCUCGCGAUACGCUGCUGAGCCACACGAUCAAUCAUUACUCUUCGGUUCUAUCUUUGGCAGUGGACGAGAAGCGCAAUGUGCUCUACUCAGGCUCACAGGAGGGCUAUAUCAAUGUCUGGGAUCUUGGCACCUUCCAGUCUACUGCUCAACUGCAAGGCCACACCGGCAGUGUUCUUGCGCUAGAGCUAGCUCCUGAGAAGAACUGGCUCUUCAGUUCCUCUGGCGACAACACGGUGCGGAUAUGGGACACAGUCACCAACGCUCCGCUGUUCGUGGUGCUGCCAGCCGAAGACAGCGUUGGUGACAUCUUUGCGCUCAAAUGGUGUUCCAUUCUUGAGACGCUCUACAUCGGUUGUCAAUCAACAUCGAUACAGUGGAUCUGCCUCGCUGGAUUCGAUAAACGAGGCGGAAGCGCGAGAGGAACACUCGGAACUGUCGGCGAGUCAAGUAGGAAGCAGCCCGAUGGCGACUCUUCUGCCAUCGGAGUCACCGAACGUGGCGGCACGGAUAGUCCGAUCAUCUCGACCCCGGACGUGACGGCUCGACCGCACAAGUUCUUUGACUCAGUUCCCGUCGCGCUCAGCAGGUCAGGCAUGGGAACGGCAGGCACUUCGACCCCGACACGCACCAGCACAAGGCCAGCUGCUGUCUCAGCACUCAGCAGCGCCAAACUCGCUACGCAUUCGAAGAACUCGCCGUUGGCAGGCUCCGACCAAGGCACCUUCUCGAACGGCGCUCUCUCUACUGCAGGAUCGACGGAAAAGGUGCUUCACGCCGCAUCACAGCGCCUCGACAGUGCAGCUGUCUCCUCUUCUCCUGCGAUGGACGCAGCCGACUCGACUGACGAUGCGCACUCCGAUUCUGUUCGCACGCUGCUCGUUCCCUCGACUUCAUCAGUUGUCUCUGCCCACUUUGGCUACGUCUACUGCCUCGCUUUGCUCACUCUGGAAGGAGACACUCAGCAUCCUACGGUUCUCGCAUCGGGCUCGGGCGACGAGACCAUCAAGCUCUGGCACGCAACUCGUUCAGGCCUCUCUCUCCUCGCAACCCUCGAAAGCCCCAACGCGGAUGGCAACGCCGUCCUUGCGCUUGCUUCGUGGAAGACCACCCUCUUUUCAGGACUGCAGGGCGGAGAGGUCGAAGUGUGGGACCUCGAGACGUGCACCUUGGUCCGCACCAUCCGAGCGCACACCGACGAUGUCAUCUGUGUCGAGACUUGUCCAGAAUCGGGUCUGCUCUUCACGGCCGGCGCAGAUGGAAAGGUGCAUACUUGGGAUCGAUCGUUCCGAUGCGUCAGCAGGGUACAAGCUCAUGAAGGCAUCGUUCUUUCGCUGGCAAAGCUUAAGAGCUACGACUCAAGAAGCAUGGUUACAGACGAUGACGGGGCAGACACUACGAACGACACGCACAGCAAAAUCUCUCAGCUAAUCACAGGGUCAAGCGACAACCUCAUCAAAAUUUGGGAUGCCUCUCCCGGUCAGCAACCAGCAUCGUUCUCCUCAAGCAAGGAAGAUACUUGUACAGCACUCAGACGAGAAGCACAGCGGCGCUCUUUCGAAAAUACUUCCCCUUCGCUCAGCUCGACGCCAAUCGCCGCCACCACCAUACGUGCAAAUGCAGCCGGAACAGAGCCUUCAUACCCUCUCACAAUCACGACAAACGGCAACACAGAAGAGGCUGCUUCAGCACAGUGGCCGCUCCUCCGGUCGCUUUUGCGCAAGUUCAUCUCCUAUCCCAGCAUCAGCUCGAGCGAGGAGCACAGGGAAGACUGCCGACAAGCGGCUCACUUCCUCAAGACCUGUUUCCAGGAGCUCGGCGCCGAAGCUCGCAUCCUCCCCAAUCCAAGAGGAACCAAUCCUUUGGUGCUCGCCACGUUCAAGGCUAACGCCAAGCAAUCCAGGCGACGCCGCACAGCGGCGAACAAUCUCGACCGUUCCAGAAGCACCUCAACGUCCGCAUCUACCUCGACCUCGGCAACCACAGACUCGUCCGAAUCCUACAUGACUGUCGACAGGGAUGCUCUUGACGAGGACGAGGGCGAAGGAGAGGGUCUGAGCGGAUCUGUCAUGUUUGACCAUCUGCAGGACCUUGUCGAGGGAGAAGACGAGGACGAGGAUGGUCGCCAAUCACGACCAAAGCGCAAGAGAAGGUGCCUGUUCUAUGGCCACUACGACUGCAUCGCAGCUGAGGGAAGUUGGACGUCGGAUCCAUUCAUGCUGGAUGGACGAGAUGGAUACCUCUACGGUCGCGGUGUGUCGGACAACAAGGGCCCGAUCUUAGCAGCUGCUUGUGCAGUUCAUCAUCUGCUUUCAACACGUCGACUCCACUCCGAUGUUGUGUUUCUUAUCGAAGGAGAAGAGGAGAACGGCUCGGUCGGCUUCGUCGAGGCAGUCAGAAGGUACAAGAGCGAGAUUGGCGAAAUCGACGUGGUGCUCCUCUCCAACUCGUACUGGCUGGACGAAGAGACACCCUGUCUCACCAUUGGCCUCCGAGGAGUUGUCCGAGCCACCGUCAGCGUCUCGAGCGGCGAUCGCGAUGUCCACUCUGGAGUUGAAGGCGGUGCGAUCCGCGAGCCCAUGGUUGACAUGGUCAAGCUGCUAGCUCGGCUGACCGCAGACGGCGAGGAGGUGGCUCUCCCGGGCUUCUACUCCUCCGUCCGCCCGACAACAGACCUCGAGAUCCAGGCGUACAAAGAUAUCGUGCGCCUCAAGCAAUCCCUCCAAUCGUCUACAUCCAACGCCGGCGAGACGGUGGACUCUCUCAUGGCCAAGUGGCGCAAUCCUUCCCUUUCGGUGCACAACAUCCGCGUCUCCGGGCCCGGCAACUCGACCGUCAUCCCAUCCAGCGUUUCCGCACAAGUCUCCCUCCGUCUCGUACCGGACCAAGACCUGCCCACCAUCGAAGCCUCGCUCCUGGAGCACAUCAACACGACCUUUGACUCGCUCUACCCAACCCUGGCGCGGCCGAGCAUCAAGAACAAGGUGAGCCUGACCGUCGACCACCGCGCCGACUGGUGGCUCGGCUCCGACUCGAGCGAGUACUUCCAGCUCCUCCGCGAGGCGGUCAAGGAGGAAUGGUCCGCAGAGCCGAUCUCGAUUCGAGAGGGUGGAAGUAUUCCCGCCAUUGCGAUUCUGGAGAAGGAGCUGGGUGCGGGCGCGGUGCACCUGCCCAUGGGACAGAGUAGCGAUAAUGCCCAUUUGCCCAACGAGAGGCUGAGACAGAGGAACUUGGUCAAAGGACAGAAUGUUGUUCGGCGAUUCAUUCAGGGCUUGGCGUCGAUAUAG